This is a messenger RNA of Oncorhynchus kisutch (coho salmon), 2221 nucleotides long. RefSeq names its product protein kinase C alpha type. The coding region runs from base 20 to 1519 and encodes 499 amino acids. The record is from RefSeq and is a predicted model, not a curated record. NCBI's taxonomy places the organism in Eukaryota, Metazoa, Chordata, Actinopteri, Salmoniformes, Salmonidae. Gene Ontology annotation, biological process: protein phosphorylation. The transcript has 13 exons. Gene Ontology annotation, molecular function: ATP binding; diacylglycerol-dependent serine/threonine kinase activity.
AGCCAGAAACCUGAUCCCCAUGGACCCUAAUGGUCUGUCUGACCCCUACGUGAAGCUCAAGCUCAUCCCUGACCCCAAGAACGAGACCAAACAGAAGACCAGGACCAUACGCUCCUCACUCAACCCCACCUGGAAUGAGUCUUUCAGCUUUAAGCUGAAGGUAAUGGAUAAGGACCGUCGUCUGUCUAUAGAGGUGUGGGACUGGGACCGUACCACCAGGAACGACUUCAUGGGCUCAAUGUCGUUCGGUGUGUCUGAACUAAUCAAGUCCCCCGCCUGCGGCUGGUACAAGAUGCUGUGCCAGGAGGAAGGGGAGUACUACAACGUUCCCAUCCCUGAGAUCGACGACGUCAACAUGGAGCUCAGGCAUAAGUUUGAGGCCUGCCAAUUAAACCACUACCUCAAGAAAGCCAAGUUGGGCCAUGGGAAGAAAGUGAUUACGCCAGCGGACCACAGACGGUUCAGCUCGGACCGCACCAUGCCCGGAAUGGACCGUGUCCGACUCAGUGACUUCAACUUUCUGGCUCUGCUGGGGAAGGGCAGCUUUGGCAAGGUGAUGCUGGCAGAGAUGAAGUCCACAGAGGAGCUGUACGCCGUCAAGAUCCUGAAGAAGGACGUGGUGAUCCAGGAUGAUGAUGUGGAGUGUACCAUGGUGGAGAAGAGAGUCCUGGCCCAGAGAGACAAACCACCGUUCCUCACUGCACUCCACUCCUGCUUUCAGACUGUGGAUCGUCUGUACUUUGUGAUGGAGUAUAUUAAUGGAGGGGACCUCAUGUACCACAUUCAGCGAGUGGGCAAGUUCAAGGAGCCACAGGCAGUGUUCUAUGCUGCAGAGAUCGCUGUGGGCCUGUUCUUCCUGCACAGAAAGGGUGUUGUAUACAGGGACCUCAAAUUGGACAACGUGAUGCUGGACUCUGAGGGCCACAUUAAGAUAGCAGACUUUGGCAUGUGUAAGGAGAACAUGUAUGAAGGCAUGGUCACACGCACUUUCUGUGGUACCCCCGACUAUAUCGCCCCAGAGAUCAUUGCAUAUCAGCCCUAUGGGAAAUCAGUGGACUGGUGGGCUUAUGGGGUUCUCCUCUACGAGAUGCUAGCAGGACAGCCGCCUUUCGAUGGAGAGGAUGAAGAUGAGUUGUUCCAGUCCAUCAUGGAGCACAACGUGUCCUACCCCAAAUCCAUGUCUAAGGAGGCUGUCGUCAUCUGCAAGGGAUUCAUGACCAAGCACCCAUCAAAGCGUCUGGGCUGUGGUCUGGAGAGCGAGAGGGACAUCCGGGAGCAGGCCUUCUUUAGACGUAUAGACUGGGACCGCCUCGCCAACAGAGAGAUCCAACCGCCAUUCAAGCCUAAAACGGGUGGCAAAGGAGCAGAAAACUUUGACAAGUUCUUCACACGCACCCAGCCCAUGUUGACCCCUCCAGACCAGCUAGUCAUCGCCAACAUUGACCAGAGCGACUUCGCUGGUUUCUCCUACAUCAACCCACAGUUCAUCCACCCUUCCCUCCUCCACAGUGUGGUAUGAGGGGAUAGAUCAGGGAGAGGAGGUUGAGAGAGAAAGAGGUUGGUGAGAGAGCAAGAGAGAGAGAGAGAGAGAGGAGAGAGGGGGAGAAGAGAGCCAUGUGGACUGGGACUGGGACAGCAACCCUCCAGAUUGACCACCAAUCCCCUAUUGUCACUUUGUCAAAGAGACUAAUAUUAUCUUCAUGUGUUCUCUGGACUUCAGUCGGCGACAUUCUGUAAACAAGCUGUCCGCGAACGAUCUCGAUUGGAAUUUGUCUGAUGCGAUGGAGGGGGUAAGGGAGGGGGGAGGGGUUGGUGUACAGGGGAGUAUGUCUAUCUGGUGAUUGAGCGCAGUAAUCAUGGAUACAUUGAUUUGUGAAGUAGGCCUGCAGUAAGCGUUGACCGUACAGUAAGCGUUGACAUGAAUUGCACACUGUUACCAUGGGGAACCCUUUAACUCUGCAACCUACUGGCCUAACAUUCAGGAAUGGGUUCCAUGUUUUCCACAGUUCCAGAACCUCCUACUUGCUCUAGAACCUAGAGCCAAACCCUACCUUCCUGUCCGGAAGUUGUCUGUGGGACUACAUACAGUAUCUCAUGAUUCCUCAGUGUGUUGCUAUGGAUAGUAAAAGAGCACUCCCUCCCUAUGAAGCAUGAUGGAACAUACCCUCCUGUCCCUAUCUUUCCUCUCUCUGCUGUACCUACUGUACUGUACUGCCAUUUC